This is a messenger RNA of Indicator indicator, 795 nucleotides long. It is a transcript of the gene BPGM, whose product is annotated as bisphosphoglycerate mutase. Gene Ontology annotation, molecular function: intramolecular phosphotransferase activity. The record is from RefSeq and is a predicted model, not a curated record. Lineage: Eukaryota; Metazoa; Chordata; Aves; Piciformes; Indicatoridae. Gene Ontology annotation, biological process: glycolytic process. Bases 16 to 795 code for a protein of 259 amino acids. The transcript has 2 exons.
UAAGCUGCAGCCAAAAUGGCCAAGUACAGACUUGUUCUCUUAAGACAUGGAGAAGGAGCCUGGACCAAGGAGAAUCGCUUCUGCAGCUGGGUGGACCAGAAGCUGAGCAGUGAUGGGAUAAAGGAAGCUCAGAACUGUGGCAAGCACCUCAAAGCACUGGGCUUUGAGUUUGACCUUGUCUUUACCUCUGUGCUCAGCCGCUCCAUCCAGACUGCAUGGCUUAUCCUGCAAGAGAUGGGCCAAGAGUGGGUCCCCAUUCAGAGUUCCUGGAGACUGAAUGAACGUCACUAUGGUGCGCUGAUUGGGCUCAACAGAGCAGAAAUGGCUCUUAAUCAUGGGGAGGAGCAAGUGAAAAUAUGGAGGAGAAGCUAUGAUGUCACCCCACCUCCCAUAACUGAAUCUCAUCCAUACUAUGAAGAGAUCUACAACGAUCGCCGGUAUAAAUGCAGUGAUGUUGCUCAGGAUAAUCUCCCAAAGGCUGAAAGUCUCAAAGAUGUGCUUGAUAGACUCCUUCCAUACUGGAAUGAAAAGAUAGUGCCAGAACUGAGAAGUGGCAAAAUGAUCCUUAUCUCUGCUCAUGGCAACAGCAGCAGGGCAUUGCUGAAGCAUGUGGAAGGUAUCUCUGAUGAGGACAUCAUCAAUGUUACUCUCCCCACUGGUGUGCCCAUACUUCUUGAACUUGAUGAGGAUCUGCACCCUUUGGGCCCUCACCAGUUUCUAGGUGAUCAAGAAGCUAUCCAAGCUGCCAUCAAGAAAGUGGAAGAUCAAGGGAAAGUAAAAUCUGCUGAGAAGUAA